Molecule: messenger RNA, 2354 nt
Organism: Ziziphus jujuba (common jujube)
Lineage: Eukaryota; Viridiplantae; Streptophyta; Magnoliopsida; Rosales; Rhamnaceae
Exons: 13
Coding region: 194-2056 (620 amino acids)
Biological process (GO): 'de novo' IMP biosynthetic process
Cellular component (GO): cytosol
Molecular function (GO): IMP cyclohydrolase activity; phosphoribosylaminoimidazolecarboxamide formyltransferase activity
Source: RefSeq, a predicted model, not a curated record
CUACCCAACCCAAGUUUAUAUUAUAUUUGUAAUUGACCUUCAUUUUGACUUUUUAGACCCUCACAGCGCCGCAUAAAAGCCUUUGGUUCGUUUAUCAAACUUCGGGUACUCACCGACUCUGAUUCUCAUUCACCCACUCACUCCCUUUGUCUCGGACGAGCUCUCUCUUCAACGGUGACGUUUUUCAGAAAAGAUGCUUGGUUUGACGGCUGCUCAUGGGACCAACUUAGUUAAGACUAGACAUUCUUUUACUCGGAAGACAGAGACUGACCUGUUGCUCUUCUCUGAAAACCAAGGAAGGCCCAAUUGUUUUUGUUCUUCUUAUACUUUUGCGUCUUGCUCAGUUAAGUACACAUCGUUGAUACCUUCAAGUAGUUGUUCAAUCAAAAGUAUGGAUGCUAAGGCCGCAGCAGCAGCAGCAGAGACUCAUUUUGCUCCGAAGCCUGACUCUGAAUCCCCAUCCUCUAGUAAUAAGCCUAAUAAGCAGGUACUAAUAUCAGUAUCAGACAAGAAAGAUCUCCUUUUCUUGGGAAAAGGGCUUCAAGAAUUGGGAUAUAAUAUUAUUUCAACUGGAGGAACAGCUUCUGCUUUGGAAAGUGCUGGAAUAUCUGUUACUAAAGUGGAACAACUUACCGGUUUUCCAGAGAUGCUUGAUGGUCGUGUAAAAACUUUACAUCCUCACAUACAUGGUGGUAUUUUGGCUGAAAGAGACAAAAAGCAUCACAUUGAUGCUCUUAAUGAGCAUGGAAUUGGUACAUUUGACGUCGUGGUUGCAAAUUUGUACCCUUUUUACAAUAAAGUUACUUCAACUGAAGGAAUUGAGUUUGAAGAUGGAAUUGAGAACAUUGAUAUUGGUGGUCCUGCCAUGAUAAGAGCUGCUGCAAAGAAUCACAAGGAUGUCCUGGUGGUUGUUGAUCCAGAAGAUUAUCCUGCAGUCCUAGAAUUUCUUAAAGGAAACCAAGAUGAUAAAAAAAUUCGUAGAAAACUUGCAUCAAAGGCCUAUCAACUUUCUACUUUCUAUGAUUCUGCAGUUUCGGAGUGGUUGUGGAAGCAAACUGAGGGAGACGAAUUCCCUCCAAGAUUAACAGUGCCUCUGACAAUAAAAAGUCCCCUGCGUUACGGUGAAAAUCCUCAUCAAAAGGCUGCUGUUUAUGUUGAUAAGAGACUUGCUGAGUUCAAUGCUGGUGGUAUUGCAAAUGCCAUCCAACACCAUGGAAAAGAGAUGUCGUAUAAUAACUACUUGGAUGCUGAUGCAGCUUGGAAUUGUGUUUCAGAGUUUAAAAAUCCUACAUGUGUGAUCGUAAAGCAUACAAAUCCCUGUGGUGUAGCUUCACGUGAUGAUGUACUUCAAGCAUAUAGGCUUGCUGUGAAAGCAGACCCAGUGAGUGCAUUUGGUGGUAUUGUAGCCUUCAAUGUAGAGGUUGAUGAGGCUCUUGCUAAAGAAAUCAGAGAGUUUAGAAGCCCAACAGAUGGUGAAACUAGAAUGUUUUAUGAGAUUGUGGUUGCUCCUAAGUACUCGAAGAAAGGGCUUGAGAUCCUCCGUGGAAAAUCAAAGUCAUUAAGAAUCCUUGAAGCCCAAAAACAUAAGAAAGGAAAGUCUUCAUUUACACAGAUUGGUGGUGGGUUUCUAAUGCAGGAAUCGGAUGAAUUGACUCCUGAAGAUAUCAAAUUUAAUGUUGUUUCUGACAAGGCCCCACAAGAAAGUGAGCUUCGCGAUGCAGAGUUUGCAUGGUUGUGUGUUAAGCAUAUCAAGAGUAACUCUAUUGUAAUAGCCAAGAAUAACUGUAUGUUGGGUAUGGGAAGUGGGCAGCCAAACCGCCGGGAGAGUUUAAGGAUAGCCUUGAGGAAAGCUGGAGAUGAAGCAAAGGGAGCAGCUUUGGCUAGUGAUGCCUUCUUCCCAUUCGCUUGGAAAGAUGCUGUGGAAGAAGCAUGUGAGAGUGGAAUUGGUACUAUUGCAGAGCCUGGAGGGAGCAUCAGAGAUGGGGAUGCCAUAGACUGCUGCAACAAGUAUGGAGUUUCACUUCUUUUCACAAAUGUGAGGCACUUUAAGCAUUGAUGUGCAAUUUUCGAUGCAUUUUUCUUGGAGAUUUAAGACUCGGCGUUGUGCCUUCGCGUUAGCUCUAGAGGUGGAAUGAGAAUAACUUGAAGGUUGAAAAAUGAGUGUUCCUUUAUUAUUAGUGUUUUGUCUUUCGGUAGUCAUGUUUUAUGUUGGUUUGAACUAUAGAUUGAGACAAUACGAUUUCGAAUAUUUUUUCAAUGGUAUGAUUUAGAUGUUUAGUUUAAAAAUUUUGUGUUAAUUUUGAAGUAUUUGGAUAUAGUUUUCAUUUAAUUUAUUAUAAAUGUCAUUUUUUUUU